Molecule: messenger RNA, 1351 nt
Organism: Symbiodinium pilosum
Lineage: Eukaryota; Dinophyceae; Suessiales; Symbiodiniaceae
Source: the annotation of a GenBank genome assembly
GUCCUUAAGUCGUGGAGGGCACGAUGCUCCCCACUCUCACUGGACGCCACCUGCCGCACCUGCGCCUGUUCUGGCAGUUGGAGAGCCUGUGACUUUGCCCGUACAGGCAGCGCAGGUCAUACCUGCGGACAUGUGCCAAGGCCUUGGGGCCUUCUGGUGCCCACAGCAUCCGCAAUCUUUGCAAGCCUCGUCAGCUUCGCGGGCCCUUGACCAGGAGCUACUGGAGCUGCAGGCCCUAAUCAAGCAGGAGCGUGGUAAAGACGAGGAGCUCAUGUCGCAGACUCAAAGAACUCUACUGGCACAGGAGGUUAUGGCUCAGGAGCAAGAAGAGCUUCAACGAAGACAAAACCGAUGCAAGGAGCUGGAGGUGGAAAUGGCGCUGCAGAAAAAGGAUUUGCAACACGCCCAGGAAUGGCAGAAGCUGCAGCAGCAAAGGCAUGCUGCAGAGUUGCGUCACCAGGCCGAGGUCCUGGAACUGAAGUACGAGGCAAACUCUUUGGCAGAGCAGGAGGCUUGGCAGCAGAUGGAAGCGCUCCUCCAUACCACGCAGCGAAAGCAGGCUGAUCGAGCGCAGGAGUUGGAAAUGCAGGACUUGGCAGCCUCGGUGGAGACGGAGCGCUUCCUCUCCACAGAGCUACGAGCACAGUGCGAGAAGACGCAGAGCUCCCACUCUUCGAAGCUGCGGCAGGUGAAGGAUCUGAACGCCCGCCUUGCAGGCCAUGAGCUUGAGAUCCUUGCCCUGGAGAGUGCUGCGACACAGCGGGACUCGGUUUGCAUACAGCAGGAGCUGCACUUGCGACAGCAGCUCUACACUGAGCAAGCUAGCUACCGUACCGAGUGCGAGAGCCUUGAGGCAUCUGUCGAGGUUCUCCGCAACGCCGAGGAGCGCGCGCGGCAGGCGUUGCAGGAGGCGAGCACCAGCCGCGCACGUGAGCUGUCACUGGAGCAGCGCCUGGAGCAACUGCAGGCGCAGGUCGAAGCACUGGAGGCCUUGAAGGCACGUCCGCCCCCUGAGCCCACGCCGCCUCCACAGCCUGCAGUGGAUGCCUCAGACUAUGUGGCUUCGGCUCCUUCGGACGAACUGGACCGGUCGCUUGAGGCGGAAAUUCGGUCCCUGGGUGUUGGCUGCCUGAAGGGCAACGUGCUGACAAGGACAGGCCCGAAGAAGUACAAGCUAGGAGAUCAGAAGGUCUUUAUGCAGCUUUCGGAGGGUGCCGGUGUCGCAGUGCGAGUUGGGGGAGGAUACAUCCCCCUAGCGAAUUGGGUACGCGAGCUCACAGCUCCUGGAGACAAAGGCUCGGAUGAUCCCUUUCAAGCCUUGGAUGCCUCCUCGCCCUUUGCUGCGGUUUGA